This is a messenger RNA of Schistosoma spindalis, 1806 nucleotides long. NCBI's taxonomy places the organism in Eukaryota, Metazoa, Platyhelminthes, Trematoda, Strigeidida, Schistosomatidae. The record is from the annotation of a GenBank genome assembly.
AUGAUUCAUGAAACCGAUCAGUAUCUUCCUAUAAUAAGAUCACCAUUCAAGAAUGAACCGAUAGAAAUAUUAGGAAAUUUAAAACAAUCACCUCCAAAUACGUAUCCCAUCGAAAGUUCAACAUUAUCAGCUAAUCUAUCAUCUUUAAAUGUUAGUUAUUUGUCUCAAUUAAUGAAUUCAUCUAUUGAACAAAAUAAUAACAUGAAUAGUCAUAAAGAUUUUGAUUAUAAAUAUCAAUAUGAGUUACUACAAAAUUCAGUACAAUCAAGUGAAUUCAAUAGUUCAGCAUUUAGUACUCCUACAUCAAACAUUUCUGAAUUAAAGAUUUGGGAAAAUAAAAAUGAUAGAUGGAAUCAUUCAUUCAAUUGUAAUAUGAUAACUUAUAAUCCAUCUUUUUUAUAUAACCCUAAUCCUUUGGAAAAGAAUCAAUUUAUAGAAGUUCAAAAAUAUUUUCCUAUUAUUAAUACAUCAAAUUACAUCAUAGAUUGUAAUUGUUCAUUUACAAAAAUGAAUUUCCUCGAAUACUUCUUAUCUACAUUCAAUCAACUACAAUAUUUAAAUAUGAGAUAUAAUUUAUCAAAUUUAUAUCAAUGGUAUCAAUUCUAUUAUGAACAAUAUAUUCAAAAUAUAAUGUUGAAGAUGAUUGAAACAAAUGAAGAACCAUUAGAUUUAUCAUUAAAGACAGAUUUAAUUCUCAAUAAAUCAAUAUGUCAACAACAACAAGAAGAACAACAAACACAACAGGAGAUACCAGAUGAACGUCUAACUCAAUCUAAUAAAACACCAAGUGAAUUAUCAGAAAUUGAUUGUAAUUAUUCUACACAUCUAUCGUAUGGUAAACAAUUAGAAAACGAUGCUCAUUUAUAUCAAGCAAAUGUAUUAAGAACGCCAAUUAAAUAUCCGAAUGAAACUUCUACAAUAUUAUCAAAUGAAUAUUCUAUUCAUUCAAAUAGUUUUAUAUCAGAAAAAUCAUUACCCAUAAUAAAAAAUUAUUCAUUGAAUAUAACAAAUAAAUUAUUAUCACCAUGCAAAAUUAAAAAAAUUAAUAAUAAUAAUAACAAUAAUAAUAAUAACAAUAAUAAUAAUCCCUCAGCAACUAAUGAAUUAUAUUUAAAUAAAUCAAUAAAACAUUCAUAUACACAAAAUGAAUUAUCCGAAGCAGUAAAAGCUAUUUGUUUUGGUAAAUUAGGUACACGUAAAGCAGCUAAUUUAUAUGGGAUACCAAGAUCAACAUUAAGAAAUAAAAUAUGUAAAUUAAAUGAAUUAAAAAAAUUAGAAGAAAAACGUUUAGGUGGUAAAUCAAUUGUAUUAUCACAAUUUUUAUUAAAUUUAAUUGAAUUAAAUAAAUUAUAUAAAUAUUCAAUAAUCAAUAAUAAUAAUAAUAAUAAUAAUAAUAAUAAUAAUAAUAGUAAUAAUAAUAAUAACAAUAAUAAUAAUGAUAGUAAUAGUAAUAAUAGUAGUAUUAAUAAUAAUAAUAGUAAUGAUAAUGAAUAUUAUUAUUAUGAUUAUUAUAAUAAUUCAUCAUUAUUAACCAAUAAUAAUUUAAUAAAUUCAAUGAAUAAAACUAUUAAUAAUAAAGGACAAAUGACCAAAUUAUGUUUAUCAAAAAAUUAUAUUAAUUAUUUAAUGAAUACAGCUAAUAGAGUUGCAUCAAUAUUUCAAGUGAAUUGUCGAAGGAGUUACAUGUAUAAAAGGACGUUAGAUCAUAAAUCAAAAAAUGGAGUAGAAAAAUCAGUUCAUGCAAAGAAAAAAUUGGCAUCAAUUCAUAAACUACGGUGUUCACAUCAACAAUCAGUUAAUCAAUAA